AUGUCGCUCGCCCACCACCUCUUCACGCUCUCGCCCUUCGAGUGGCACGCCGACGACUCGCCGGCCGCCGCUCCGGCGCACAGCAAGGCCGGCGAGCACGGCCUGCAGCGUGCCGGCUCCUUCUUCCACCCCACGCACGUGCGCGGCCCGGCUAUGGACGUGCACGAGCUCAAGGACCAGUACGUCGUCGAGCUCGAGCUGCCCGGCGUGCGCAAGGAGGACGUCAAGCUCGAGGUCGACGAGAAGCACCGCCGCGUCUCCAUCGCCGGCACGCUCAAGGCCGAGCACCAUGUCGAGGAGCCCGCCGCGGCCGCCGACAAGACGGCGGCGCCCAAGGACAACGGCGCCAAGGGCAACGGCAACGAGAAGAAGGACGGCAAGCACGUGGCCAAGCAGGCCGCCGAGCCGCGUCCCCGCGUGCUCAUCUCCGAGCGCGCCUUUGGCAGCUUCCAGCGCUCGUUUACGCUCCCGCAGGCCGCCGACCUGAGCGACAUCCACGCCGCCUUCGCGGACGGCGUGCUGCGCAUCAACGUGCGCAAGACGGUGCCCAAGGACGAGUCGACGGUGCGCAGCAUCGCCAUCGAGGACGCGCGCCUCUGA
Molecule: messenger RNA, 600 nt
Organism: Tilletiopsis washingtonensis
Lineage: Eukaryota; Fungi; Basidiomycota; Exobasidiomycetes; Entylomatales
Product: HSP20-like chaperone
Exons: 4
Coding region: 1-600 (199 amino acids)
Biological process (GO): response to salt stress; protein folding; protein complex oligomerization
Source: RefSeq, a predicted model, not a curated record